GCAAUGUUAAAACACAUUCAUACAGACAGUGGCGAGCCGACACUCCCCUUUAACAUCAGCAGCAACACUCUAACAGACUGACCAGCUCCCGUUCAGCCGCCAGAAGCAGAGCUCCCGCUGCGUGGAUGCGUGGAAGACCCCCUGGUCUGGUUGGAAGGGGGAGAAGUUUCCCCAAAGACGAGUCUGGAUCCAGCUGAGAGACGAUGCCUUCUUCCUUUAGACGGGUCUCACAGGUGGCUCUGUGGAUUUGCUGAUUUUUAUUUUAUUUUUUAAAAUUUCUUAUUUUUCCAAGUUAUUCAGCGGGGACAGGGAGAGAUUCUGAGUUAGAGGAUGCUCCCACAAGUCAUUCGGAUUUUGUAUGUCUUGUCUUUUUGCGUCUUCCAAGGAGGCUUCAUCAGAUUGAGCUCCUGUAAGGAGGAGACAAAGCCCCCCGGCCGGGCCGAACCACAGCUUUCACCUUCUGACUUCCUGGACAAGCUCAUGGGGAGAACGUCAGGAUACGAUGCACGCAUCAGACCCAACUUCAAAGGCCCUCCUGUGAAUGUCACCUGUAAUAUUUUUAUCAACAGCUUUGGGUCUAUUACAGAAACUACCAUGGACUACAGACUCAACGUGUUUCUACGGCAAAAUUGGAACGACCCUCGGUUGGCGUACAGCGAAUACCCAGACAACUCCCUGGACCUGGAUCCUUCCAUGCUGGACUCGAUCUGGAAACCUGAUCUGUUCUUCGCAAAUGAGAAGGGAGCCAAUUUCCAUGAGGUCACGACCGAUAAUAAGCUGCUGCGGAUUUUCCACGAUGGCAGCGUUCUUUACAGCAUCAGGUUGACUCUAAUCCUGUCCUGCCCUAUGGACUUGAAAAAUUUCCCAAUGGACAUUCAGACCUGCACCAUGCAGCUUGAAAGCUUCGGUUACACCAUGAAUGACCUGAUCUUUGAGUGGCUGUCUGACAACCCUGUUCAAGUGGCUGAUGAUCUCACACUCCCACAGUUUGUGCUGAAAGAAGAAAAGGACUUAGGUUACUGCACUAAGCACUACAACACAGGUAAAUUCACCUGCAUUGAGGUGAAGUUCCACCUAGAACGGCAGAUGGGUUACUAUUUGAUCCAGAUGUACAUCCCUUCGCUCCUCAUCGUUAUUCUGUCCUGGGUGUCCUUUUGGAUAAACAUGGACGCUGCGCCGGCCAGAGUUGGUCUGGGUAUCACCACAGUGCUGACGAUGACCACUCAGAGCUCUGGUUCUAGAGCUUCUCUGCCGAAGGUGUCCUAUGUGAAGGCCAUUGACAUAUGGAUGGCAGUGUGCCUUCUGUUUGUGUUCGCCGCCUUGCUGGAGUAUGCAGCCGUCAACUUUGUCUCGAGGCAACACAAGGAGUUCAUCAGGCUGAGGAAAAAGCAACGGCAGCAGAGAAUAGAGGAGGAACUCAUGCGGGAGAGCCGAGGAUUUUACUUCCGUGGUUAUGGACUCGGUCACUACCUGCAAGCCAAAGACGGGACCGCCGUGGAAGGGCCCACGGUGUUCUCCCGUUUGCCCCCAGUCACUAUAUACGACGGUGAAGUCCUUCACAAGCGUUUCGUUGACCGGGCCAAACGGAUCGACACCAUAUCCAGAGCCGUCUUUCCCUUGAGCUUUCUCAUAUUCAACAUCUUCUACUGGGUCACCUACAAAGUGCUGCGACACGAGGACAUCCAUGCAAACUUGUAAAACGCUUUCUGCUGACAUUAUGUUAAUGUUUUUUUCUCAGAACCAAAACUGCCUGUUUGACCCAUUACAGUGAGUAAAAAAAAAAAAAAAGAAGAAGUAUGAAGAAGCAUCACGGCUUCUCAAAGCCAGAACUAGAAAUGACAAAAACUUUGUGCUCAGGUGCGUCUUCAGGAUCUCAGACGUGAAAAGGAAGGAGUGGCUUCUCGCUGGUGUUACCGGUCACCUUCUCGUACGUGUGUUUGUUCGAGUCGCUUGGAUCAAUCAAAAUGGCGCUAACAGCUGUGGGUUUUAUUUCAAAUGAUGGUUCAAGAUUUUAGAAAAGUUGAUCCUGGCUGAAUGGGAGAUGCUGACUUGAAUUUUGACACUACGCAGCUUUAAAUGAAUGUUUUUGACAAUUAAAAGUUAAAGGAAAAUUUUUUUACAACUUUAGAUUAUCACAUUGGUAUAUGGGUGAUGGGGACUUUGAUAUUUAUGAAUAUUCAGUGAUGAUAAUUCGAUUUUAAGUAUGUGAUCAGUAGAUUAUGUAUGUAUGUAUGUAAAACAGUGUAUUAAAAUGUAUAUAAACAAAGCUGUUCAACUGCUCAAAGCACAAAUAUGUAUUUCCUUUUGUCAAAAUUUAAAUAAAUUGUUAUUCUGCCAGGAAACAAGA
This is a messenger RNA of Xiphophorus hellerii (green swordtail), 2347 nucleotides long. RefSeq names its product glycine receptor, alpha 4a (gene glra4a). Gene Ontology annotation, molecular function: glycine binding; transmitter-gated monoatomic ion channel activity; transmembrane signaling receptor activity. Gene Ontology annotation, cellular component: plasma membrane. The coding region runs from base 331 to 1698 and encodes 455 amino acids. The transcript is spliced from 9 exons. Gene Ontology annotation, biological process: monoatomic ion transmembrane transport. The record is from RefSeq and is a predicted model, not a curated record. Lineage: Eukaryota; Metazoa; Chordata; Actinopteri; Cyprinodontiformes; Poeciliidae.